Molecule: messenger RNA, 2399 nt
Organism: Brassica oleracea var. oleracea
Lineage: Eukaryota; Viridiplantae; Streptophyta; Magnoliopsida; Brassicales; Brassicaceae
Product: pentatricopeptide repeat-containing protein At1g64580
Exons: 4
Coding region: 60-1535 (491 amino acids)
Molecular function (GO): protein binding
Source: RefSeq, a predicted model, not a curated record
CAAUCUGAAGAGAGUCACAAUCUCCUGAGAUUAGAAACGAAGUACGAACUCGAAUCCAGAUGGUGAUCAGAUCUCUUUCCACCGCCAUUGCAUCGACGGCCAAGAGAUUUGUUCAUCAGAGCGGUUCCUGUUGCUGGGGACGACGAGCUCUCUCUUGUGCCACCGCUGAUUACAGAGAUACACUGAGAAACGAGCUACAUGAUCUAAAGCUAGAUGAUGCGAUUGGUUUAUUCAACGUCAUGGUUCGAUCUCGUCCCCUCCCUUCAACUUUCGAUUUCAGUAGAGUGUUGACUGCGAUCGCGAGGAUGAAGAAGUUCGACAUCGUCAUCACUCUCUGCCAAGAGAUGGAGCGUUUAGGGAUCCCGCAUAACAUCUACACUUGCAACAUUCUCAUCAACUCUUUCACCCGGUGCUCUCAGUCUCACCUCUCUCUUGCUUUAUCCUUUCUUGCGAAGAUGGUCAAGCUUGGGUACGCUCCUGAUAUAGUCACGCUCAGCUCCUUGCUCAACGGGUUCAAGGGGGUCUCAGACGCAAUGUCGUUCUUGAAUCGAAUAGAGGGGAUGGGAUACAAACCGAACGUUGUCAUCUACAACACUCUCAUCGAUUCUCAUUGCAAAGGCGGUCGUGUGAGUGAUGCACUCCAAGUGUUCGACGUAAUGAAGGGGAAAGGGGUUGCGCCGAGUGUUGUUACCUACAAUGCUAUGAUAAGGGGUCUUUGUAAGUCGGGGAGAUGGAGUGAAGCUGAUGGGUUGCUUAGCGAUAUGGUGGAGAAGAGAAUCCAGCCGAAUGUGGUUACUUUCAGUGUGUUGAUCGACGCGUGUGUGAAGGAAGGGAAUGUCUUGGAGGCUAAGGAGUUGUACAAGGAGAUGAUCAGUAGGUCUGUAGUUCCUGAUAUUCGCGUUUACAACUCACUCAUCAAUGGUCUUUGCAUCCACGGUCGGUUAGACGAGGCGAGGAAGAUGCUUGACUUCAUGGUAAGCAAGGGCUGCGUCCCGAACGUGGUGACGUAUAACACUCUCAUUAAAGGGUUUUGCAAGUCUAAGAGAGCGCACGAUGGGAUGAAACUCUUCUGCGAGAUGAAUCACAAAGGAGUGCGCGGCGACGCGUUCACUUACAACACUCUCAUCCAUGGUUACUGUCAAGUGGGGAAGUUUAGUGUCGCCCAAAAGGUUAUGAAGCGGAUGUCAGAGUCUUGCGUGCCUCGCGAUGUCAUCACCUUCAACAUUUUGUUAGAUUGUUUAUGUGGUAUUGGGAAGAUAGAGAAAGCUUUGACGAUAUUUAGGGAUAUGGAAAAGAAUGAGAUGGAAUUUGAUAUAUUUACUUAUAAUAUCAUCAUUCAUGGGAUGUACAAGUCUGGUAAGGUGGAAGAUGCCAUGGAGUUGUUUUGUAGCCUGAGCCUUAAAGGAGUGAAGCCUGAUGUUGUAACGUACCGGACAAUGAUCUCGGGAUUGUGUAGGAAAGGCCUGCGACACGAAGCGGAUGUGCUGUUUAGACAGAUGACAGAAGAUGAGUUUCUGCUACUGUACAAUUUGUAGGAAUCCUCGUAUUCAUUUGUAUAACCUCUUUGAAUAUAGGAAGAUACAGAGAUACAAAGAGUAAUAUAGAAACAUACUUGUUUGGUCUAAAUUUGACUUAGAGAUUACUCCGGUGGUUGGAUCAAAGAGUCAACAUUGCAUUGUGUAAGGUGGCGAAAACUGAGUUAAGGGAAAAAAAAAAAACUGCUCUUGGUGAUCAACGUGUAGAUGGGUAACUGAGAUGCCCGACAUUAAGAAAUGAGUAGUAAGUGAAAGACAAUUGUGGCUGAGCGGUGAAGAAUAAGCUUCAGUAACGCAUGUGAAAAUCCAAAGUGCAUUGAGAUUAGUAUGAUUGCUGCAAGCAUUUGAAACUCGACUGUGCUGUCCUCCAUUUCUCGUAACUAGAAUCAGUUGGUUUGUAAUUAGUGAACCUGUCUUUGUUUCUGCGUGGCUGUGAUUUUGAGCUCUUCAUGGUGUUUAGAUUGACAAUGCAGAUCCAUGUGAUUUCAUGGUAGCAGGGAGAGUUAUGAGUGAUGUUGCAAAAAGAAGAUAAUCCAGCCAUUAUUUGAGUUGUGACAAGGAAGCUUAUGCCCUGAUGAGUGAUGACGUCCAACAAUAUUAAAUAUUGGUUCCAAACGUGAUCCGAUCUGCCAUUAUUGUUGAGGCACUGAAGAAGCGUGUUUCUUGAGAAAGGACUUAUGGAACAAAAAAUGUAGGAAAAGCUUCAGAAUUGUCAUAGCCAUCAUCAAAAGUUUCUGAUUGGUCCCACAACGCUUUGAUUCUUGUUCUUGCCAAAGAAACGAACUAAAAGCUUAUUCUUGCUUGUAAACCGGUAUUUACUAUCGAUUGUCAUACUUUUACAAAGUGAAGAAAUAAUUAUCCGUU